AUGUUACCCGAAGGAAGGUUUUAUUUCGAAGGAAUUCAGACAUCCAACAUCUCCGAAGAAGGAGGCACAUGGCACCUACGGUCCCACUUGCACCGCAGGACGUGGAGACUGGCGGCUCACGGUGCCCUGCCACUGGGUCGACGCGUGUGGCACUAUGGCAGCAAGAACGCGACUUUGACACUAACUUCGUGCUCUGUGCUGCAGUUCUCCACCAACGACGGCCUGUGUAUUCCAAGAAGUCAGAGGUGCGACGGAAAGAAGGACUUGGCUGACGGCAGUGACGAAAGGCGAUGUCGUGAGCGGCUGGUGGAGAAGCAGACAGACUACGACUCCUCAGUACCACCUACUAAUGGAACUAAUGCACAAGGCGACGUUUUUUAUGACUAUAGUUUGUUCAAUAUUAAUCAUAUUACAAGUGAAAAGGGAGAGGCUCUCCUUGAUAUAGGCUUUAACCUUCAAUGGCAAGACCAUCGCGUGACGCUGUGGGAUGUGGGGCCGAAUCCAGUCAGCUUCUCGUGUGAAGACAUCUGGUACCCGAAGAUUGGGAUGGUAGCUGGCUAUAAGAAAGGCGCCGCCAUUGACGUGGAGUGCUACAGUUCAGAAUGCUAUGUCAAAAAGGAUCAGGCAGUAUCUGAGGAGCUGAACCUCGGCGACCCGCUAAUGGGGAGAUCUUUACCCGGGUGGAAGCAGAACCUGAGUCUGUACUCCGAGUGCCGCGUGGCCCUGCCCUGCAACUUCCAGUUCCACCGCUUCCCCUUCGGCUCCCACGUGUGUAACGGGACCUUCUACUUCCUCAAGGCUUCCAUCGAGAUGUCGUGGAGGAGGAAAGCCGCAGUGGACGUCGCUAAAUAUAAAGGCGACUUAAACCUCCUCGACUUCCGUCUCAUCAACAUCACAAGCGAAACCGCCAUCACUCCAAUAUCGAACGGCAGGGAAGUGACUUUCCUGGUCAUCAGCCUUCACCUGCAGAGCCUGUUCGACUACCACCUGUUGAACAGCUUCGCCCCGAGCGCCCUCAUGUUCAUCAUCUGCUAUGCCACGCUCUUCAUCCCCAUCAGCGACUUCAACGAGAGGAUCAUGGUGUCCCUCACUGCCAUGCUGGUGCUGGCGGCGCUCUUCUCGCAGGCCACCGACUCCUACGUGAAGACGCCCUACUUUAAGCUCAUAGACAUCUGGUACGCCACCAUCAUCGCCCUCUGCUUCAUCAUCGUCCUCGUCAACUUGGGCGUGAAUCGAGUCCGGCUUCAUGGCUGCAGUCAGCAACUCAGCAUUGAGAGUGAGUGUGAAAACCUGAAAAUUGCACCGAAAGGGAGAGGCAAAGUGGACAUGAUUAAUAUGAUUUGUAAGAUACUUAUUAUUCUAGUCUUUGUUAUGUUUGUGGUAGUAUUUAUCAUGUUUGCAGCUGAGGUUGUUUAACAGCUGCCUGCGUGGACUUGUUAGUUAUCUCCUUGCCAGAGAAUGAGCAUUCACGAGUGUGGAAGGGAAAGGUAUAAACCGAAU
Messenger RNA from Penaeus chinensis, 1500 nucleotides. RefSeq lists its product as uncharacterized. Gene Ontology annotation, cellular component: membrane. Gene Ontology annotation, biological process: monoatomic ion transmembrane transport. The transcript is spliced from 2 exons. Gene Ontology annotation, molecular function: extracellular ligand-gated monoatomic ion channel activity; transmembrane signaling receptor activity; protein binding. The coding region runs from base 1 to 1416 and encodes 471 amino acids. The record is from RefSeq and is a predicted model, not a curated record. NCBI's taxonomy places the organism in Eukaryota, Metazoa, Arthropoda, Malacostraca, Decapoda, Penaeidae.